Molecule: messenger RNA, 792 nt
Organism: Echinops telfairi (small Madagascar hedgehog)
Lineage: Eukaryota; Metazoa; Chordata; Mammalia; Afrosoricida; Tenrecidae
Gene: OLAH
Product: oleoyl-ACP hydrolase
Exons: 7
Coding region: 1-792 (263 amino acids)
Biological process (GO): lipid biosynthetic process
Source: RefSeq, a predicted model, not a curated record
AUGGAGGAAAGAAAAGAAGCCAGAAAAGCCAGGAAUGAAAAGAUUGUGAACUGCUUAUACCAGAAACCUGAUGCAAUUUUUAGACUAAUUUGCUUUCCCUGGGCAGGAGGUGGCUCCACUCAUUUUGCCAAAUGGGGCCAAAAGUUUCAUGAUUUACUGGAAGUGCACUCCAUAAGGCUUGCUGGAAGAGAGACUCGAACUGAAGAACCGUUUGUAACUGAUAUCAACCAGGCAGUUGAUGAAAUUGUUUGUGCUCUCCUGCCUCUUCUCCAGGAUAAGUUAUUUGCAUUUUUUGGCCACAGUAUGGGAAACUAUCUUGCCUUUAUGACUGCAAGACAACUCAAAGAACAAUAUAAUCUAGAGCCAGUGCAUUUCUUUGUAUCAAGUGCAACUCCUCCUCAUUCCCAGCCUCAAAUUCCAGACGGGAAAACAUUAACAGAAGAAGAAGUUAAGUGGUCCUAUAUGGACUUUGGAGGCACUCCCAACUGUUUCUUAAUCAACAGCCAAGAAUUUCAAGAGUAUUUUCUUAUAUUCAAGGCCGAUGUACACAUGCUAAAUACUUACAACUUUGAUGCCCCACUCAAGGCUGUUCUUUCAUGUGACGUGACAUGUAUUUUUGGAUCUGAAGAUAAAAUAAUAAGCAAUUUAGAAGGCUGGAAAGAUAUAACCAGUGGAAGUUUUGGCAUGUACCACCGCCAAGGGGGUCACUUUUAUCUCAUGGAGCCUUCCCACGAGGCCUUCAUCCAGAACCACAUAACCAAAUGUCUCGAACUCUCCACCAUCUCCUAUUAG